Molecule: messenger RNA, 1095 nt
Organism: Parathielavia appendiculata
Lineage: Eukaryota; Fungi; Ascomycota; Sordariomycetes; Sordariales; Chaetomiaceae
Exons: 3
Coding region: 208-696 (162 amino acids)
Source: RefSeq, a predicted model, not a curated record
ACAUUUAGUGAGAUUGAAGGAUGUAACAUCCAGCUAGCAUUCAAGAAAUAUAGAGCACUGUGAGAUACAAAGAUGCAACGCUCGGUCGAGCAUAAAAUGGGCAACAUCUCUCCAGAGUUUGCGUCCUCCUCUCGUACUCUCACAGCAACAAUCUCCACAGCCCUCAUUUCCAGUCCACCGUUAACCGGUUUCCGUGCUCUCACCAAAAUGAAAUCGUUCGCCGCCCUUGCCGCCCUGCUGGCCCUGGCCGCAGCCUCUCCCGUCGAGCUGAGCCCCAGAGACGAGACCUCGCUCGAGAAGCGGGACACCGAAAUUCUCUAUCUCUCCAACUGCCGGUACCUCGUGUCGUGCUGCCAGCCGGAAGCCCACUCGUCACACAUCUUUUACUACUCGGCUAGUGCCAACUCACAAAACGGCAACGCGCCCGCCAGCAACGACCAGUGCGCCGUGACGACGGACAACUACGUUUGGUGGGAGCAGGACGGCAGGUCGUGCAAGUUCCCCACGGGGGUCAGCGUCGUCACGCACAUUGACGCGGACGCCGCGAGCCGUCCGCUCUACUCGUGGGCUGGGUGGGCCUCCAACGGCUACAAGAACUUCAACUGCUACCGCGACAACGGCCGCACGCUGUUCACCACCAGCGGCCCCGAGUGGGCCAACACCUGCUCGAGCGUUUACUACUGCGUACCGCAGUAGCCCUAGUGCUCUUAUGAGGUGGAUGAUGCGCCUAUAGUGAGGGAAAGGGGUGGCAGACACAUGAUUUAGGCCAUACCCCACAUGAACGGCCAGCAACAAUGCUUAGGGCAGCGUUGCCGUUUAUGUGCUUGUUGCUGGCCGGUGGACAAUGCAUAAGCGAUGGCAUCUAGUAAACUUACCUAUACUGAAUUAUGUAUCGACCCGAUGUGGUGAGGUUAUGUUGACGGAAUGCCGGCUCGCCCCGAUGUACUCUCGAUUGUCCUGUCAGUUUGGUCUAAGCGUUAUAUAGGGUAUAGUCCAUGGCAUUCUCAAGAUAGAGGUGACAGUGAGGGCGUUAAAUCCAUGGCUACCGGCCGUAUUAUAACGUACAGCAGUGUUGGCCGCCAGCGAUGCCCCGUU